This is a messenger RNA of Drosophila mojavensis, 910 nucleotides long. RefSeq lists its product as uncharacterized. The coding region runs from base 63 to 458 and encodes 131 amino acids. Lineage: Eukaryota; Metazoa; Arthropoda; Insecta; Diptera; Drosophilidae. The transcript is spliced from 2 exons. The record is from RefSeq and is a predicted model, not a curated record.
UGCGUCGCUCAGUCGCAUUGCCAAGCUCGUGGAGAACAGUCCAGCAAUAAACAAACGCCGAAAUGAAAUCAACAAUCAUCUUUUGCGCGCUGCUCUGCCUGGCGCUGCUCAGUGGCCAAGCGCGCGCCGCCGACUGCGACGAGGUCAAAAAUCCGGAGGACAGCGAUUUCAAGAACUUCUUCAAGAGCAUCGGCUGCAAGGUGAAGCAGGGCGCCGAGGACGUCGCUGAUGCGGCCAAGCCCUACACCGACAAGAUUGGUGAAGGCGCCAAGGAACUUGGCAGCUCCGUGGUCGAGAAGUACAAGGAGCUGAAGCACCGCCUCACCGACGAUGCCUCCACGCCCAAGAGCACGCUCGUCGCCCAAGUCGACGCGCCGACGGAGCGCGUGCCCCUGGCGCCCAUUGCGCCAACCGUGCCAGCUGAAAUUGUGGGCAACGCUCAACCCAUUGCUGGAUAAAUCUUCGCAAGGCCAAAUCCCAUAUAUACAGGACUUACUUGUUGUUGACUUAGCUAACCCUUCUCUUUUUUUUUUUUUUUCAUUCCCUAUUAUAUUAUUUUGUUUUUGAUAUUUGUUCUAAAAUAAGAAAAAAAAACCUGAAUCGAAAUUGAUUUUUGUUACUUAUAUGAUUUUCGUGAUUUCUUCGUUAAGAUCAAAGGCAGCUAGAGCACUGUUGGCAUUUGAGCUAUGCAAAGUUAACUCUUACGGACGGUUGAUAAGGAUGAUUUGAGUUUUCAAAUUUUUUACGGUGUUGUUGGAUCAGAUUUGGGGCUAAGUGUAGUUUGAGAGUACAUGCAUAUAAGUAUAUAUUCACAGAAGAGUACUAUUUCAGAUCGCUUAUGGAUCGGAUGAUAUAUGCAGUGGUUGUUGAUGGCUUAAAUAACCAACUAAGUAAAUUUCUUCAUACCGUC